Molecule: messenger RNA, 1130 nt
Organism: Pseudopipra pipra
Lineage: Eukaryota; Metazoa; Chordata; Aves; Passeriformes; Pipridae
Gene: NEUROG1
Product: neurogenin 1
Exons: 1
Coding region: 1-531 (176 amino acids)
Biological process (GO): sensory organ development; positive regulation of transcription by RNA polymerase II; axon development
Cellular component (GO): nucleus
Molecular function (GO): DNA-binding transcription factor activity, RNA polymerase II-specific; protein dimerization activity; E-box binding
Source: RefSeq, a predicted model, not a curated record
AUGCCCUCCGAGGCGCCCGGCAGCGGCGAGGGCGCGGACGCGGGCGCUCCGCGGGAGCGGCGGCGGCGGCGGGGCCGUGCGCGGGCGCGGACCGAGGCGCUGCUGCACACGCUGAAGCGCAGCCGGCGGGUCAAGGCCAACGACCGCGAGCGGAACCGCAUGCACCACCUCAACGCCGCGCUGGACGAGCUCCGCAGCGUCCUGCCCACCUUCCCCGACGACACCAAGCUCACCAAGAUCGAGACCCUGCGCUUCGCCUACAACUACAUCUGGGCGCUGUCCGAGACCCUCCGCCUGGCCGAGCAGUGCCUCCCUCCUCCCGGCCCGUUCCGCGGGGCCGCCGCGCCCCCCAGCCCCGGCAGCGACGCGGGGUCGUGGCUGUCCAGCGCCUCGCCGUCCGCCCCCUCGCUCUGCGCCUCCGCCUCGGGCCCCAGCAGCCCGGCCACCUCCGAGGACUGCGCUUACCCCCCGGCCGACAGCCUGCGGGGGUUCCGCGGGCUGCCCGCGGCCCCGGGCGCGCCCCUCCGCUAGCGCGCACCGCCCGCGCCCCCGGCGGAGGAGGAGGGACGGGGGGGUGCCUCGGCCCGUUGCACUUUUCAUCACUCCACCCCUCUCUGCCCCAUCCCCAGCCCCUUCCCCCCCGACCCCCGUCUCGCCUCCCGCGCCGCUCCGAAAAAACGGGGAGAGAAGAAAAGCGACAGAUUUGCUGCCGCAGACGAGGUGAAAAGUCAAUUUUACAAUUUGUAGCUCUCCAGCGAAGAAAAACGAGCAUGAAAAUUUGGUUUGAACGCCCUGACAAUGCCAUGAAAAGGCUUAAGGGGCCGAUGCGGCCCGGGGGCUCAGCGCGGGGCUCAGCGCGUCCCCCCGGCCCUGCCCCGGGGCGGCUCAGCCCCUGCCGGGGGUCCCAGCACCGGCCCCGAUGGGACCCCGCACCCGGCGGACAGCGGAGGGGCUCAUGCAUUAUAGAUGCUGACCCCCAGCGCGGCCGGGCUGCUUUAGAGAGGGAGCAGACACGGGGUAUUCAGCGACUGGACCAGAGAGCGGGUUAAUUUAUUCAAGAUGUUCAUUCAUAUGAAAAUUGUAUUUUUGUACAUAAAGAGCUUUAUUCUAUUAUUAUACCUCUUAUCAAA